This is a messenger RNA of Trichosurus vulpecula (common brushtail), 4059 nucleotides long. It is a transcript of the gene CAMK4, whose product is annotated as calcium/calmodulin dependent protein kinase IV. Gene Ontology annotation, molecular function: calmodulin binding; calcium/calmodulin-dependent protein kinase activity; ATP binding. The transcript has 11 exons. NCBI's taxonomy places the organism in Eukaryota, Metazoa, Chordata, Mammalia, Diprotodontia, Phalangeridae. Gene Ontology annotation, biological process: protein phosphorylation. The record is from RefSeq and is a predicted model, not a curated record. The coding region runs from base 210 to 1613 and encodes 467 amino acids.
CCUCCCUUCUCUCCCUCUGCACCCUUGCACACCAGAGAGGAGCUGCUGUAAGAGAGGAGUGUGUGGGAGAACAGGAGAAGGAAGAGGUGGCCGUGGUGGGUGUGGGUGUGUGUAAGGACACGGACUCGCUUCUUGUUCUUGCACUUGCAGUCGGCGAGGGAGCCCGAGGAGACCUGGUGAGCCGCAGUAAGCGGACUUCUGCUAGGAAGAUGCUGAAAGUCACCGUACCCACCUCUACUUCCUCCUCCAGUUCUUCCUCGUCUACCUUGUCUGGGAACGCCUCGGCCACUCCCGACUAUUGGAUCGAGGGCUCCAAUAAAGAUUCUUUGGAUGAUUUCUUCGAGGUGGAGACGGAGCUGGGACGGGGUGCUACAUCAGUUGUGUACAGAUGUAUCCAGAAGGGGACACAGAAGCCUUAUGCUCUCAAAGUGCUAAAGAAAACAGUGGACAAAAAAAUAAUUCGAACUGAAAUAGGAGUCCUUCUUCGCCUUUCACAUCCCAACAUCAUAAAACUAAAAGAGAUAUUUGAAACACAAGCAGAAAUCAGCCUGGUUCUGGAAUUGGUCACAGGAGGGGAACUGUUUGAUAGAAUUGUGGAAAAAGGCUAUUACAGUGAGCGUGAUGCAGCACAGGCAGUUAAGCAAAUCCUGGAGGCAGUUGCCUACCUACAUGAAAAUGGAAUUGUUCAUCGUGAUCUUAAACCUGAGAAUCUUCUCUAUGCAACUCCAGAACCAGAUGCACCACUCAAAAUAGCUGAUUUUGGACUUUCUAAAAUUGUGGAGGAUCAAGUUACCAUGAAGACUGUAUGUGGAACACCAGGAUACUGUGCACCUGAAAUUCUUAGAGGAUGUGCCUAUGGACCUGAAGUGGAUAUGUGGUCCCUGGGAGUAAUCACCUACAUCUUACUUUGUGGAUUUGAACCAUUCUAUGAUGAAAGGGGAGAUCAGUACAUGUUUAAAAGAAUUCUCAACUGUCAUUAUCGCUUUGUCUCCCCCUGGUGGGAUGAUGUCUCUUUGAAUGCUAAGGAUCUGGUGAGGAAACUGAUUGUUUUGGAUCCUAAGAAGCGUCUGACCACCUUCCAAGCUCUGCAGCACCCUUGGGUCACAGGGAAGGCAGCUAAUUUUAUACAUAUGGACACUGCCCAAAAGAAACUCCAAGAAUUCAAUGCACGGAGAAAGCUUAAGGCUGCAGUGAAAGCAGUGGUGGCCUCCAGCCGACUGGGCAGUGCCAGCAGCCACAGUAACACCUGCCUUCCAGACACCUGUCAGUCCAACCUUACUCCAAUAUCCCAUGAAGACAGUGAGGGGAAAGAAAGUACAUCUCAGAAGGAAAUAGAAAUUCAAAAACAUAGCUCCACCGAGGUAGUAAUUGCAGUAACAGAACCUCAGGAUGAAAUAGAAAUAGAAGUAAGUGACAACGAGGAACCCCCAAAAGAACCUGAGGCUGCAUCAGAAGCUACAUCAGAAGCUGCAAUAGAAGCUGCAGCAGAACCUGCAGUAGAAGCUGCAGCAGAAGCCGAAGCCGAAGCAGAAGCCAAAGCAGAGGCCUUACCUAGAGAAGGAGAAAUCCUGGAAGUCAGUGCGCAAGAAGGGGAAGGGCUGCAAGAGUCCUAAAUCACCCCUUUCCCAAUAGAGGGCUGAAGCUAGUCACUUUCAUGCAUGGGCUAAUUUGUCCUUCAGCCAGGAAGAUUUGUAAGUGUGACCCUCACUGUAGUGGUUCUGUUUUUGAGGUGCAAAACAAUGUGUAAUAAUACAUCAGCUGGUGACCCUAACUCUAAUGCAUGUGACUGCUUAUGAAUAGUAGUGUCCUCUAAUGGCAUGUAACGGAUUACAUGUAAUGUUAUCUAAUAGCAACAAGUGAAAUUUGACAGUGAGUAAACACAGCAUAACACUUAAACUUCAUGUAUAUUUGCAGAGGGCAGAAGUUAAUGUUUGAAGUGAAUCAUAUUUAUAUUUUCUGUUUGCAAAACUUAGCCUUCUAAGGGAGAUAUCUGAUUUUUGCAAAAUGGUAGUUAUUUCUAUUGGCAUACUGAUCAUCUGCUACAUGUUGUUAUGAAACCAUUUAAAUGGUUUUUUAUUCAUAUGUAAAAACUGUUUACAAGAAGAUAGAAAAUAGAUGUACAGUAUAUGCAAAAACAUUCCAUAAAUUCUGGUAUGAAAUUGAAGCAUUACUUUCAAGGGCCAUGAAGCUAUAUGCCCCUCCAGCUUGUGUUGCGAAUGCCUUACUAUACCUUUAACUGUUUAUAUACUCUAUAUUACUAAUAACCAAAAAGCUCUUUCAUAGAAUUCUGCCAUUUCAUUAUCCUGGCAAAUUUUCAAUACAACUGGGUUGGUCCCUAUUCCCUUCUGAACCUUCACAGGAAUCCUUUUGAAGAAAAACUCUUUAGAGGGUGAUGAGAGCUAAGCCCGUGUAGAGUAGCAAAAAAUAAUAGGGUCCUUGUCAUUUUUUAAAGAUAUAAUUAUACUUGUCCAGUAGUUUAUAAAACUAUGUAGCUAAAAAAGCACUAAUUUUUAUGGAUAAAAUCUGUAAUUACCAAGUUUUAAAUACUUAGAAAAAUCUUCCAAGGCUAAAUCUUAUGAAAGUAAUUUUUAAAAAUAAAAUCAUUACCAACUUUGCUAUAGCUUAGGAAACCUUUUUUGCCAUUAAAAGUCAUCUUCCCUUGUUUGUUAAACAGAUAUAAUGUUUAUGAACUAAAGCAUCUUCAACAAAGGUACUUUGUGUGUUUUUAUGCUCCAAACUAGUGGUUUCUGAAUUUCACAAAAAAGAAUUUUUAAAGUGUCUAUGUUAGAGAUAUGUGACAAUAUCAUAUUAUUUUACUUUUUUAUUGAAACAUUGAUCUUAGAGAACUGAGAUCCCAAUAUUCCUUUAUUCUGAUUGUUUUCAUUUUAAAAUAAACUCUUUUUUGGGUUUUAUAGUACAUUUUCCCUUUUUAACAUAGAAUCCAGUGAUUCACAGAAAUUAGGCUAAUAAACAUGUAUAAUUUUUUAAGUUCAAGUUAAAUAUUUUAUCAAGUCAAAGGCUUAUAUGUUUUAUAAGCUUAUUUAUUAUAAUCUAUUAUCUUUCUGGUAAAACUGAAAAGUCAAUUGACUACAACCAGAGCUGUAAUGAGACAUUUGUUUUUUCCAAAUAAUGGUUUAGAAAUUGCUACCCCCCUACUCACUGCACUAUUACCAUUCAGUAGUGGCUUUGAGCCUUCUUAUUAACCAUACAUAUUACUAUGAGGUAAAUCCCUACAUGAAGAACAGAAAUUUAUGGCAUUAAGAAUAUGUAUAUUUGUAAAAAGUAAUAUUGAAAGUGCCCCUUACUGUGCUCUACUUCACAUUUCAUGGCAAAUGGCUACAUACCUUUCCUAUCUUUAGCUUUUGGCUCUAAAUACAACUUUAAAAUCCUCGUUGAGUAAUCUAAUAAGUUUUCUGAUAUAUGUAAUUUUCAUUUCUUUUGGCCCCUUCCUCUAAAACAUACAUUGGAAAAUAAAAUUACUUCACUUCCCGAAGAUCACUAGAGUUUUACUGAAGGUAUGUUUCCAAAGUUCUUCCUUUCUCCCUUCUUCCACUCUGAAGAAAAGGUGCUUAUUGGUGAACAAAGAGGAAGAGAUGUCCUGUUCUACAGGUGAAAAUUGUUCUAUUUACUGGUCCUUGAUUUAAUUUAACUCGACAGGGGUAAGCUGGAUGAGUUCUUUGCACAAGUGUGGCAGCAAUGACUUACAAAUGGUGCUUUUUAUAUUCCAUCUUUUUUUUUCCACAUGACAUAGAAGCUCACUAUUUUCUAAUCUGGGUGAAUACUAGGGCAAUAAGAAAAAACAUUUAUUUUAGAAAGACUAGCUAUCAUCUGGAAAACUACUUCCUCAUGGUCUGUUCUGAGUAAAAUUAUCUAACAGAAAUGUCAUAUCUAUCCCACAUUUCAAGGAGCAAUGGCAGGUUAGGGCAUCAAGCUGUAAGUCAAUAAAUUAACCUACCGGAAUCACCACCAUUCAUUACCUUAAUCAUUGUUAUUACAUUGUUAUCCUUGAUUUGGGCAGCCAUGCCCAAAUACAUGUUGCCCCUUUACUCCCUCAUAACA